This is a messenger RNA of Neltuma alba, 1712 nucleotides long. RefSeq names its product phospholipase A(1) LCAT3. The transcript has 11 exons. The record is from RefSeq and is a predicted model, not a curated record. Gene Ontology annotation, biological process: lipid metabolic process. The coding region runs from base 52 to 1407 and encodes 451 amino acids. Lineage: Eukaryota; Viridiplantae; Streptophyta; Magnoliopsida; Fabales; Fabaceae.
GAGGACUACUUUCCAGUUGCAGGGUCGAAGGAGUGAAGUCAGCAGCCAGCCAUGGCAGAAUGCUUGCAAUUUUUUUGCUCUUUCCAAGGCCGAAGCUCCAGGGAGGCAACCAAGGACCGUAACCCGGUUCUCCUCGUUUCUGGCAUGGGAGGCUCCAUUCUUCAUUCUAGGCCCAAGAAAUUCGGGUUUCAGUCUCGGGUAUGGGUUAGGAUUCUUCUUGCUGAUUUGGAGUUCAGAAAGAAGCUAUGGUCCCUCUAUAAUCCCCAGACAGGUUACGCAGAAACAUUAGACAAAAACACUGAAAUUGUUGUCCCUGAAGAUGAUUAUGGUCUGUACGCAAUCGAUAUUUUAGAUCCAUCAUUGGUGGUAAAAUGUGUGCAUUUGACUGAGGUGUACCAUUUUCAUGAUGUGAUUGACAUGCUUGUUAGAUGUGGAUACGAGAAGGGAACCACAUUGUUUGGAUAUGGUUAUGAUUUCCGGCAAAGCAAUCGAAUCGAGAAGUUGAUGGAAGGGCUUAGAGUCAAGUUGGAAACUGCUUACAAAGCCUCUGGUGGAAGAAAAGUUGAUAUAAUUUCGCAUUCAAUGGGAGGAAUACUGAUAUUGUGUUUCAUGUCGCUUCACAGUGAUGUAUUUUCAAAAUAUGUGCGAAAGUGGAUUUGUAUUGCUUGUCCUUUCCAAGGAGCCCCAGGAUGCAUCAAUGAUUCUUUAUUAACUGGACUGCAAUUUGUUGAUGGUUUUGAAAGCUACCUUUUUGUAUUAAGGUGGACUAUGCAUCAACUGCUAGUUGAAUGUCCAUCAAUCUAUGAGAUGCUGGCGAAUCCGGAAUAUAAAUGGAGAAAACAGCCAGAAAUUCAAGUAUGGCGAAAGCAUACCAAGGAUGGGGAGAUUAAUGUCAAUUUGGACUCUUAUGGACCAAAUGAGAGUAUAUCUUUAUUUGAGGAAGCGCUGAGGCACAACGAGCUAAAUUAUGAUGGAAAAACAAUAGCACUGCCCUUUAACUUAGCUAUCCUCAAAUGGGCUGCUGAAACUCGUCAAGUCAUAUGCAAUGCUAAACUACCAGAUGGUGUCUGCUUUUAUAAUAUUUAUGGAACAUCGUUUGACACACCCUUUGAUGUUUGUUACGGCUCAGAAAAAUCUCCUAUAGAAGAUUUAUCUGAAAUAUGCCACACAAUGCCGCAAUAUUCAUACGUCCAAGGGGAUGGAACAGUGCCUGCUGAAUCAGCCAAGGCUGAUGGACUUCCAGCAGUUGAAAGAGUAGGAGUUACUGCUUCUCAUCGUGGACUCCUACGAGAUAAAAGAGUAUUUCAACUCAUCCAAAAAUGGCUGGAUGUUGAGCCAACGGUUAGCAACCCAUCAAAGUUAUCCAGAGUGGCGGAUGCCAGUCCACUCAACCCUCUGAUUAAUUAGAUGCUUUCUUAUUGAACAUGGCACAUGCUUCCCUAUGGGGUUGCAGGUUUUGUCCCAGUCCUUGCCUUGGACCGGUGCAAUUAAUUCUACAAAUUAUAGAUCUUGUACAUAGAGCAAGAUUUAUAGUCAUUGAAGUACGAACCGUUUUCUGUAUAUACUCCUGAGACCAGAGUCCCCAUGCUGAGAAUAAUAGCGAAUCAAAACAAAAUCUUAAUUCCCUUCUUGUUGCCUUAUUUGCGAAACCAUAAAUAUAUUAUCUAAUGAAACCUGUCUGGAAGGUUCAUAGUUGCUUGACCAGAACAAAA